Cannabis sativa is the source of this 1023-nucleotide messenger RNA. RefSeq names its product probable calcium-binding protein CML41. Gene Ontology annotation, molecular function: calcium ion binding. The record is from RefSeq and is a predicted model, not a curated record. The coding region runs from base 246 to 911 and encodes 221 amino acids. The transcript has a single exon. Lineage: Eukaryota; Viridiplantae; Streptophyta; Magnoliopsida; Rosales; Cannabaceae.
AAAAAGUACACCAUAAACUACUUUAUCAUAAAAACCCUAAAUUGGUAUGAAAAUAAUACUAAUAAGCAAUUUCAUUGAAACUCCCAUUUUCUCAGCUCAUCAUCACCUAUUAACCUCUUCUAUAUAAACAUGCAUAUAUAUAUAUAUAUGCAUAUAACAUUCAUAUAUAUAUAACAUCUCUCUUAGGCUCUUAUAGUUUGUAAAUACAGUUAGUUUCGUAUAUAUAUAUAAUAUUAUAUUAAACUAUGACUACAAGUGCCAAACAGUUGGUUUCGAAAUCCAAAAGAUGGUUUUCAAACAAGGGUCUCAAUAAACUAAGCUUGAUCAAUCGUAGCCGUUCAUCAUCAUCUUUGUCAAUAUCAUCAUCUUCCACGUCAGCAGCUUCGCCAAAUGCUGUAUGUUCACCUCUCACGUGCCCUGCACGUGAUCAUAACAUAAUUAGAUCAUAUGAUGAUAAGAAGAAGAAGAAAGAAGAAGAGUUGAGACUAGUUUUUGGUCAUUUUGAUAGCAAUGGAGAUGGAAAAAUAUCUGCCCUAGAGCUGAGAUCGUAUUUUGGAUCAAUAGGUGAGUACAUGUCUAUUGAAGAAGCAAAGGCUGUGAUCAAAGAUUUUGAUACGGACGGUGAUGAUUUGAUUGACUAUCAAGACUUCUUAAAGAUGAUCAAGAGAGAUGAUGAUGAUCAUAGUAGUAAUAAUAGUAUUAUAAAUAUUAAUGAUGAUUUGAAGAAUGCUUUUGAGAUGUUUGAGUUAGAAAAAGGUUGUAUUACCCCAAAGAGCUUGCAGAGGAUGUUGGCUCGUUUAGGCGAUCAUUCCAAGACAUUUGAUGAUUGUGCGGCUAUGAUUCGAGUCUUUGAUACUGAUGGAAAUGGUGUCCUUGAUUUUAAUGAGUUUCACCAAAUGAUGACCUCAUAAUUAAUUAAUUAAUUAUAAUUAUAUAUUAUCCUUUGAUGAAUAUUGAUCAAUAUCUGUAAUUUUGUGAUGAUAUAUAUAUACUGUACUACUUAUAUAUAUUAUGUUGUUGUUA